Paramecium pentaurelia is the source of this 474-nucleotide messenger RNA. The record is from the annotation of a GenBank genome assembly. NCBI's taxonomy places the organism in Eukaryota, Ciliophora, Oligohymenophorea, Peniculida, Parameciidae.
AAUGGACUCUGUGAAUAUUAUAAUUGAAUGCCCAUCAAAAAAUAAAAGAUAUAAUAUUGAAGUAACAAAUGAUGUCACUCCAUUUUAAUUAGAAUAGGAAUUUAAAGAGUAAUUUUUCAAUAAUGAUGAGAAACUCAAAUUUUAUUAUUUGAAUCAACCUUUAAUUAAUAAUAAACCAUUAUUAUAAUAGAAUGUUGUAAAAGGUUCAUUAAUAAUAAUUCGAGUAAGUUAUCCACUUACAUUGAUGGUGCCUAUCAUGAAUAAAUGCUACUAAAUAGAUUUUGAAGAAACUUGGACAACAGAAGAUUUGAGUAAAAAGAUUUAAGAGCUUUUAUAAAUCAGAUCAGAGGAGGUCUAAUUCUAAUUUGGAUAAUAAAUUUUAAAACCAUAAAUAACAUUGAUUUAAUAAGGUGUGGUGCCAAAAGGUACUAUAACAGCUAAUAUCUAAUAAAGAGGAGGAUAAUAAUGUUGAUU